Molecule: messenger RNA, 2689 nt
Organism: Verruconis gallopava
Lineage: Eukaryota; Fungi; Ascomycota; Dothideomycetes; Venturiales; Sympoventuriaceae
Product: asparagine-tRNA ligase
Exons: 2
Coding region: 150-1727 (525 amino acids)
Biological process (GO): asparaginyl-tRNA aminoacylation
Cellular component (GO): mitochondrion
Molecular function (GO): ATP binding; nucleic acid binding; asparagine-tRNA ligase activity
Source: RefSeq, a predicted model, not a curated record
GCCGACCAGGAUCAGGGUUUGGCGUUGGGCGUGUGCGACCUUGCGUGUUGGCCCUGAGGUCCAUGCUUGCCCAACUUUCCGUGGCGCUUCGGAUCGACUCUGUCCUCUUCGAGGAUGCCUCACGCGUAGAGAAUCACACUCAGUGCUAAAUGCUGCGGCCACUGCAACAUGUCGGGUGCCGCGGUGUUGCUCAGCACCAAGGGGCUUAUUUGCUCACGCGGAGGCAUAUAAGCACCACAACGCCCGCCACCACCGUCGCACAGCUCUUGAGGUCAACCGCCGAAGCAUCCUCUUCUCUUUCGACCCAAGGUCCGGUGACCUUGAACGGCUUUGUUCGGACCGUCAGGAAGCAGAAGCGUGUGGCCUUUGCCGCCAUUGGCGAUGGCACUUCAUUGGACGCUGUUCAGGCUGUCUUGACCCCGGACCAAGGCAAGGAUUUGUCCACAGGUGCUGCAGUUCAGAUAAGCGGGCAGUGGCAGAAGAGUCCCUCAGGAAAAGAGCAAAGCCAUGAGCUGGUUGCUAGUGAAGUGACGCUUCUUGGUGACAACGAUGCUGAAAGCUAUCCCAUUCAGAAGAAGUACCAUUCCGCCGACUUCCUGCGAACACUGCCCCAUCUACGCACCCGCAUUCCUUUCAACGCCCUGCUGCUUCGCUUGCGAUCUGAAUCCAUACGACAUGCAACGGAAUACUUCACCAAGCUGGACUAUGUCCAAACACACCCGCCCAUCAUCACUUCGUCUGAUUGUGAAGGUGCUGGAGAGGUCUUCCAUGUUCGCGAUAAUGCAGUGUCCACGACGAGGGAAGAAAAGGAGGGAAAAGAAUUCUUUAGGUCCCAGAAAUACCUUACCGUGUCUUCCCAAUUGCAUCUCGAAGCUUUGGCUCAAUCUGUUGGCAGGGUGUGGACGCUAUCCCCAACUUUUCGCGCGGAGCAUAGCGACACUCCGCGCCAUCUGAGCGAGUUCUACAUGCUUGAGGCCGAAGCAUGUUUCGUUGAUGACGUGAAUGCAAUCAUGGACGUAGUGGAGGGCCUGAUUCGCGCCAUCGUGAACGGGUUGCAGAGCUCAACGACGGGUGAGCAGCUUCUCUCGGCAUCGGCCAAGAAACACCUCGAUGAUCAUCAAGAAACAAAGGCAGCAGACAUAGAAGCGAGAUGGAACGGUAUUAUAGGUAAGCCCUGGCCGCGAAUCACCUACUUUGACGCCAUUGAACGUCUUCAGGCUGCUAUGGCAGACGAGGGAGUUAGCUUUGAGCACUCGCCUUGUCUCGGAGCCGGCCUUCAAGCGGAGCACGAGAAGUUCAUAGCAGAGACAGUGGGUCAAGGAAGCCCUGUCUUCAUCACGGAUUAUCCAGGCGACAUCAAGGCCUUCUACAUGGCUCCCUCAAUCACUCAGCAAAAUCCGGACAUAUCCACAGUUGCCUGCUUCGACUUGUUGGUUCCCGAACUGUGCGAGAUCGUCGGAGGAUCAAUGCGUGAGCAUCGCUUGGAACAUUUACUGCGAUCAAUGGAAGCUCAUAGACUCCUUGAUCCAAACAGUGCUUUUUCGACGGAUCUACAGUCUUCGAUCCCUACAGCCCUGCAGUGGUACGUAGAUCUGAGACGCUAUGGCAGUGUACCGCAUGGCGGUUUCGGCUUGGGGUUUGAUCGGCUAUUGUGCUAUCUAUCAGGGGUUUCCAGCAUUCGCGAUGUAGUGAGCUUCCCGCGGUGGUAUGGAAGGUGUGAUUGUUGAAGUUACGAGUGCUCAACGUCGACUGGUACGUGCGCAGCGAGAAGUUAAUCGGCUACUAUUUCAUGGCGAAAUUCGACUCCAGGUUGACGUGUUGACCGACCUUCCGCACCUAAAACCGUGACCCCUAGGCUGCCCAUUCUAAAUCUCAUCGCACUGUUCAGUGUGGCGGUGAAUAGCAUGAGGCAAGAUCUCAUGCCCAAGGAAAAAGCCGCCUGUUUUUAAAAGGAAGGGCUGUGGUUCGUGCUUGGAUUGAUGAGGUCAUGCGAUAGUCUAACCUUCGCUCGAGGCGGUAUGCAAGGGGACGGAAGAGAAUGUAACACGAUUGUGCUAACACUGUAUACCCUAGUCAUGGACAAUAACUAUGCAUACUCCUCUCAAGCAUUAUCGGCCCCUCUCAAUUUCUAUUCCUCUAUUUUUUUUGCUCAUUUUUAUUCCGUUCGCAAGUUCGCAUGCACACCCUAGGCCAUCAACUCAGAGUGGGAGAUCUUUGAAGAUUUUACCUUGUUAAGCAAGCGAAUCACCUUGUUCCCCUCGGAUCUCGCCGAAGUAGAGCAGACCUUAUCUACUAUGCAAUCCUUGGUCCAUCGAAAGAUCUGUACGGAGUAUCACAUCUCAAUUAUUCUGUGUGGCCCGUGGUUUUCUAUGGGUGAACGAGGAUCAUCUCAGCGCGAUCUGUCCCGUCGAUUCCGAUUGGGACGAAUAGGAAAAUUUCGAAUAACCAUAUGUACCUCAUGUGGACAAUUCAUCAAGAAGAAAGACGAAGAGCUGAAAGCAGAACACUUCAUGGAAAUAAUGGCUGGAGAUAGAGCGCGACUUAUGCCCUUCAUCUGCUACAAUAAUGAAUCCGAAUGCAGACACUCAAUACAGCAUCGCACCCCUCUCGCAAAGGGUGAAAAAUAUUGACGUGGUAGAUUCUCAAUCUUUCUUUAUGUCUGAUUACAGCGAAGAUUGUUCAAGUUGGC